AUGCCGCUGGACACCAUCGACCAACCAGUUACCCCCGGAGACCUCAUUCUGGCCUACACCCGCAAACGUAAACGGAUGUUUCUCGUCACAUCUGCCUCCAGUAAACAGGGAAGCCCUGACACAUCCACCAUACUAGUGAAGCGUGCACCCUACAGCGUAGUCGACGAGCCUGGGUUUGGACUCUCUCCGGCCCCGACGUCUACUACGUCGAGAAGGAAGCGGAUAAGCAAAAUUCAGACGAAGCAAGUGACGAUGGCGACUCAGCUGAUGGAGAGAACGAUGCGCGCAAUAGCGAAGUUAAGCCGCUGCGGGCAUUUCUUGACGAGCUCGCGGGAUCCCUUGACGUUACCGUCGUCGGAGGUCCUCGAACACUACUUCUCAGGGACUUGUCCGUAUUGCAACAAUGAGACGUUCUUCUGCCCUGGAUGCCAGGGAGACUAUCCCGAAUUCUUUGGCAGCUGUGCAGUAUGGCUCUCAUGCCCUGUUUGCCUGGGAUAUGAUCUUGCAGAGGACGAAAAACAGGGGCUGAGAUGGCUGGAAGAUGAAGAAUACCAGAUUCGGGAUUACCAGCGACAGGCUAAAGAAUCGGAGUUGUCAAAGAGCGACAAAAAGCGGCUGAGGGAGAUCAAGUAUGAGAUGCUGGAAUUUCUGGAGGAAAAGUAUGAGGCUAUCAACGAGAGAAAGAAGGAGAUGGGUAUCCCUUUGGACGAUGUGGAGGAGCAGGUGAAGGACUAUACCGAUUGUAUGUUUUCUUUUUGA
Aspergillus terreus NIH2624 is the source of this 759-nucleotide messenger RNA. RefSeq lists its product as uncharacterized. The transcript has 2 exons. Bases 1 to 759 code for a protein of 252 amino acids. The record is from RefSeq and is a predicted model, not a curated record. Lineage: Eukaryota; Fungi; Ascomycota; Eurotiomycetes; Eurotiales; Aspergillaceae.